AUGGCGUCGACACUCUCGCCAGUCAACCCACCUCUACCUUCGACCCAGCCGACCGACUCGUUCCAGCUGUUGAAGGAAUCGGAGAAACCAGAUGCCGAGCAAGAGAUAUUCGAUCAACAGGUACAACAGGUCAAGGAGUGGUGGGCGAGUCCGAGAUACAAGGGCAUCAAGCGUCCAUACCAACCGGAACAAGUUGUGAGCAAGCGUGGGACUCUUCAACAGGUCUAUCCUUCGAGCUUGACGGCUCGGAAACUGUUCAACUUGUUGGAAGAACGAAAUGCUGAGGGCAAGCCCGUACAUACAAUGGGUGCCAUUGACCCGAUCCAAAUGACACAACAAGCUGCACAUCAGGAGAUCCUCUAUGUCUCCGGCUGGGCUUGCUCCUCCGUACUCACAACGACGAACGAAGUCAGCCCGGAUUUUGGCGACUACCCAUACAACACGGUACCCAACCAGGUCCAGCGAUUGUUCAAGGCGCAGCAGUUGCACGACAGGAGAAGUUACGAUGCGAGGAUGAAGAUGAGCCCAGAAGAGCGAAAGAAGACACCAUACAUCGAUUAUCUCCGACCUAUUGUAGCAGACGGCGACACUGGACAUGGAGGUCUCAGUGCUGUUCUCAAGCUGGCGAAGUUGUUUGCGGAGAAUGGUGCGGCGGCAGUACAUUUCGAGGAUCAGCUUCACGGCGGAAAGAAAUGCGGACAUCUUGCGGGCAAGGUGUUGGUUCCAGUCGGUGAUCACAUCAGCCGCCUUGUAGCUGCACGGUUCCAAUGGGAUUUGAUGGGCUGCGAGAACCUGGUUAUUGCUCGCACCGACAGCGAGAGUGGAAAGCUGCUCAGCAGUGCUGUGGAUGCUAGGGACCACGAAUUUAUCCUCGGAGUGACAGAAGAUGUGGAGCCACUCGCCGAGACGAUGCAGAUUAUGGAGAUGAAUGGUGCAUCAGGACCUGAGAUCGACAAGUUCGAGGCCGACUGGGUCAAGAACCACAAGCUGGUCACAUUCGACGAGGCCGCGGAGGCACACAUCAAUGCUGCCGGCAAAGACGCUGGAGCAUACCUGAAGCAGAUCAAGGAGAAUCGCAACCUGCCGCUGUACCAGCGAAGGAAGGCGGCGGCAGAGGUUGCAGGCAGCCCUGUGCUGUUCAACUGGGAUGCUCCGCGCACACGAGAAGGCUUUUACCACUAUAAAGCCGGUCUUGCCGCAGCCACGAAGCGUGCCAUCGCUUUUGGACCCUACGCUGAUCUCCUGUGGCUAGAGACCGGCGACCCAAGCGUUGCGAAGGCCGCCGGCUUUGCCAAGGAGAUCCGCGACGUGCUGCCCGAGAAGAAGCUGGUCUACAACUUGUCACCCAGCUUCAACUGGUCUGCCCACGGCUUCAGCGAUCACGAUUUGAAGAACUUCAUUUGGGACCUUGCCAAGCACGGCUUCGUACUCCAGCUCGUAUCUCUCGCCGGUUUGCACAGCACAGCGACGAUCUCGAACGAGCUGGCGAAGGCGUACAAGACUGAGGGCAUGAAAGCGUAUGUGGAAAUCGUGCAGCGGAGAGAGAAGGAGACGGGCUGUGAUGUGUUGACGCAUCAGAAGUGGAGUGGCUCGAACUACAUGGAUGGCAUUAUUGGCUCGAUCCAGGCGGGCAGCAGUGGCAGCAAGAGUAUGGGAGAUGGUAAUACAGAGGGAUCCUUUUAG
Molecule: messenger RNA, 1683 nt
Organism: Zymoseptoria tritici IPO323
Lineage: Eukaryota; Fungi; Ascomycota; Dothideomycetes; Mycosphaerellales; Mycosphaerellaceae
Exons: 2
Coding region: 1-1683 (560 amino acids)
Cellular component (GO): mitochondrial matrix
Molecular function (GO): methylisocitrate lyase activity; isocitrate lyase activity
Source: RefSeq, a predicted model, not a curated record